This is a messenger RNA of Pistacia vera, 1122 nucleotides long. RefSeq names its product receptor-like protein EIX2. Gene Ontology annotation, molecular function: protein binding. Lineage: Eukaryota; Viridiplantae; Streptophyta; Magnoliopsida; Sapindales; Anacardiaceae. Bases 1 to 1122 code for a protein of 373 amino acids. The transcript has a single exon. The record is from RefSeq and is a predicted model, not a curated record.
AUGAGCAUUUUUCUUGCCUUUCUUUUCAUUUCCACAACCCUCAACAUUAGCUUCUGCGGAGGAAGCUCUUACCGGGGUUGCAUUGAAAGUGAGAGACAAGCUCUUUUAAGGUUCAAGAAAGAUCUAAUAGAUCCUUCCAACCGGCUUGCCUCUUGGACUUCUGGUCAUGGAGAUUGCUGUACAUGGUCUGGCAUUUUUUGUGACAACGUGACAGGCCAUGUCCUUGAGCUCAAACUUACAACUCCUCGGUUGAAUGAUAAUGAACCUGUUUCUAACAAUGAAUUUGAAUCAGAGCUGGUUGGUAAGGUAAAUCCCUCUUUGCUUGAUUUAAAGUAUUUGCGCUCAUUGGACUUGAGCAAUAACAAUUUUGAUGGUCAGAUUCCUGAAUUCCUUUGUUAUAUGCACAAUUUAAGAUACCUUGAUCUUUCUCAAAAUUUUUUCCGAGGUAUAAUUCCUCAACAGCUAGGAAACCUCUCUAAUCUGCAGUAUCUUGCCCUCGAUAGCAGUUUAGAUGUUGAAUAUUUAGGGUGGUUAUCUCGUCUUUCUUUGUUGGAACACCUUGACUUGAGUGGUGUGGAUCUCAGCCAAUCCUCUGAUUGGCUGCAUGUGAUCAAUACACUCCCUUCUCUAGUAGUGUUAAAAUUGCGUUAUUGUGGAAUUCAUCAUUUUUCUCAACUUCCCACUGUAAAUUUUUCGUUUCUUGAGACCCUUGAUAUGAGUGAUAAUUAUUUUGAAGGUCCAAUUCCUUAUGGACUUCAAAACUUGACUUCCCUUAGAUAUCUUGGUUUAUCUGGAAAUAAUUUCAAUUCUUCAAUACCCAAUUGGUUUUACAGACUUAGAAGUCUCCAAGGACUUUCUCUUGAUGAUAAUUGGUUGAAAGGCACGUUAGGGAUUCUAGGAAAUCUGACAUCUAUAGAAGAGCUUGAUCUCUCAUCAAAUGGAUUUGAAGGUGGAAUCCCAAGAUCAAUGGGACGACUUUGCAACUUAAGGUUAAUCAGUAUCUCAUUUGUCAAUCUAAGCCAACCAAUAUCUGAUGUCAUUGAUAUUUUCUCUAGAUGUGUUUCAGAUGUACUAGAGAUUUUGGAUUUGGAAGAAAGUCAAGUUUUUGGUCAAUACGGGUAG